AUGGAAACGAAUACCGUGCAAACGGUCACGCUAACUAACAGCAUCAUCGGCGUGGGCAUACUUUCUAUGCCCUUUUGCUUUCAACGGUGCGGUAUUGUGCUGUCAAUAUUGCUUCUACUGCUCAGCAGUUAUGUUACCCGUUUGGUGUGCAGCUACAUGGUUAAAUCGGCCAUAAUUUCAAGACGGAAAAACUUUGAACAAAUUGCAUUCUACGCAUUUGGUUCUGGCGGAAAAUUGCUCGUUGAGCUAUGCGUCGUCGGCUACCUGUUGGGCACGUGCAUUGCCUACUUCGUAGUUGUCGGUGACCUUGGUCCCCAAAUCACGGCCAAAAUCCUGUCCAUGCACGAAAGCGAUAGUCUUCGAACAUGGGUUAUGAUCGUGGUUACUAUCGUUUGCAUCAUUCCGUUAGGAAUGUUACGAAAUGUGGACAGCCUAGCGUCGGUUUGUACGGCCUCGCUAGGGUUCUACCUGUGUUUGGUGCUUAAGGUUGUUUCGGAAUCGAGCGAAAGGUUUCAACACACGGGUUGGUUCGAGCGGCUGGAUUUGUGGAAUUGGAGCGGGAUAUUGCAGUGCAUGCCCAUUUUUACUAUGGCUCUAUCCUGUCAGAUGCAAAUAUUUGAGGUGUACGCAACGAUGCCCACCACAUCGCUGGAUAAGAUGAGCCGUGUCAUCCGACAGUCGACAAACAUCUGUACGAUGAUAUACGUUGCGAUCGGUUUCUUCGGGUAUGUGGCCUUCAAUGGGCACCGGUUCUCCGGCAACAUUCUCGUCGAUUUUACUCCCUCGUUUGCUAGUGAUAUUAUCAAGAUGGGAUUUGUGCUUUCGGUUGCGUUUAGCUUUCCGCUAGCAAUCUUUCCCUGCCGGGUGAGUCUUUACUCGCUGCUGUACAAGCGUGCCUCGGAUGGACACAUGUACAUUCCCGAAUCAAAAUUUCGACCACUCACGAUAGCGAUCGUGGUUGUGGCGCUUAUAUUUGGUUUGAUGAUACCAUCGAUUGAGGUGGUUAUAGGGCUGGUCGGUUCUACGAUUGGGGUUGCGAUAUGUUUGAUCAUACCGGCAGCAUGCUACAUGACGAUCUGCAAAACUAACAUAAGCGAAAAGCAACUUGCCCAGGUAAUGAUAGCGUUUGGGUUUAUCAUCAUGGUGCUCGGAACGUUCGCCAACCUGCAGGCGAUCGAUCGUGCACCGGAACGAAAGUAUGAUCCCACUGUUCCACCGGUUGUGCUAGAAAAGCUCGUCGUUAAACCGGUGCCGAUCGUACCGGAUAAAAUGGUGGACGAUCCCAAACCGCCCGCUUUGCCGGUAGAAUCCGUAACGGAGAAGAUCAAACCAAAGAUAGAACCACCAUACGAGGCGGUACCGGAACCAGGAAAGUCAACAAAUGUCGAAGGAGAGUUGAAAAAGGAUGCGCUGGAUGGGAUAGGAUCUAAAAACGUUCCACCGAACGGCGUUGAAGCACCACCCAAAGACACGCGAGCAGUGAUCAAUAACGAGGCUAUACUGAAGGAAGAGCGUGAAAUAGCAGUGGAAGAGAAGGAUAAGAUAGUGAAGGAAAUCAGUGAGCUGAAAAACGCGAAAAAAGUACUUGAAGCCGAGGUGGAAAACAUUAAAGAAGAGUUGGUGAAGAAAAACAAAGAAACGGAACAGUUGGUGCUGAAGAAGUUGGAUGAGAUAGUGGAGAAAAUAGCCGAACAGAAGGUUGGCAUUGGAUCGCGUGAAGAGGAUCCACCGGUAAAUCGGAACGCUGCACCGGAACGCAUUCUCCCGGAGGCAAUACCUAACGGAAAGCAAGAUCUUGGACAGAUGCCAAGCGAUCCGAUCGUGAAGCUGCUGAAGGCGGGUGGAAACAAUAAAUCGAUCCCGCAGGAUGGUGUGCAUCUUCAGGGGAGAAGUGUGGGAAAUGAUACAGAGGAUCGUAACGCACCACAACCCGAUAUGGAUCGUGUAGAUCCGGUAGAAGGUGCAGGAGCAGGUGCAUUACCCGUCGAACGGACACCUGAAAUAGAAGCAAAACACUUGGAGAAGGAAGAGGAGAAAUAUGAAAAGGACGGCGACAAGCGUGUUAUAAAGCCACCAGCCGUACUAGUGCUGGAAAGCGGCAAUAAACAAGCAUCACAAAGUCGGCCUGAUCCCCCGAAGUAUGAAGUUUCGCCGAAUGCAGAUUCUACCAACAAUGCAAAGGCUAGCGAAGUAGGAGCGAAACUUCAUCCACCUGGGGACGAUGAUAAGCUCAAAGAGAAAAAUGUUCCAUUACCUCCCUUGCCGGUGGAGGUGCCGGCGGAAGCACCGGCCAAAGUUGUUCCCACCGAGAAGGUGGACCAAAAGCAGGAAAGCAUUGCCGAUGAAGCGAUGGCAGGCAAGCGGGAUUUGUUGGCAAUGCGCUUGAAGCGUGAAGCGAUUAAUCCGCACGAGCCGGAAAACUGUCCAAAACGAAGCGCAUCCGCCGAAGUGGAUGGAGAGUAA
Anopheles marshallii is the source of this 2463-nucleotide messenger RNA. Its product is annotated as putative sodium-coupled neutral amino acid transporter 10. The transcript is spliced from 4 exons. NCBI's taxonomy places the organism in Eukaryota, Metazoa, Arthropoda, Insecta, Diptera, Culicidae. The record is from RefSeq and is a predicted model, not a curated record. Gene Ontology annotation, biological process: amino acid transmembrane transport. Gene Ontology annotation, molecular function: amino acid transmembrane transporter activity. Bases 1 to 2463 code for a protein of 820 amino acids.